Messenger RNA from Girardinichthys multiradiatus, 6619 nucleotides. RefSeq names its product YTH domain-containing family protein 1-like. NCBI's taxonomy places the organism in Eukaryota, Metazoa, Chordata, Actinopteri, Cyprinodontiformes, Goodeidae. Gene Ontology annotation, biological process: mRNA destabilization. Gene Ontology annotation, cellular component: cytoplasm. Gene Ontology annotation, molecular function: mRNA binding; N6-methyladenosine-containing RNA reader activity. The record is from RefSeq and is a predicted model, not a curated record. Bases 398 to 2266 code for a protein of 622 amino acids. The transcript has 6 exons.
GGAUGGAGCAGCCAUUGGGGAAGUGUGCGGGGCUUUAACGUAACCGAGGAGGACUCUCUCUCUGUGGAAUUAAAAAAAGAGACUAAAGAGGCGAACGAAGACAUAAAUAUCCCAGAUCCACAGGGUGCCACUCGGCGAUACGCGCUUAACCUCGGAAAAACUGAACUCGGACUGGAAACCUUUGGGAUACAGUAUCCGAGACGUUUGACUUGAACUGUGGAAGUUGGGAGAAUACUCAGCUGAGCCUGCGCUACAACUAUUAGCCAUAAGCUAAGCGGCGCUGUUAGCCCCAAAGCUAACUCCAACUGAACUGUGAACUUGCUUACAAAUCACGGGGGUUGAAAUUCAGUCACAGGCUCAGGCUCCGUGAGAAAACCAGGGACCUGCUUAAUGAAUUAUGUCUACCACAAGCAUUGACCCUCAGAGAUCAAAGGGACAAGCGUCUAAAGUGCAAAAUGGUUCACUGCAUCAGAAGGAGACUAUCCAUGACAAUGACUUUGAGACAUACCUUCCUGGUCAAUCUACUCAGAACAACAGCUACCAGUCUAUCACCGAUCCCUACAUGUCUAGCUACUAUGCUCCCUCCAUUGGAUUUCCUUACCCACUGAGUGAGGCUCCCUGGUCUACAGGCGGGGAUCCCCCGAUUCCUUACCUCACGCCCUAUGGACCUCUGAGCAAUGGAGACCAUCACUUUAUGCCGGACACCGUGUUUGGCCAGCCAGGAGGCCUGGGAAGCAGCAUCUACCCCCACAGGUUUAACUUUUUUCCUGAAAACCCUGCCUUCUCUGCUUGGGGCACAAGUGGCUCCCAGGGCCAGCAGACUCAAAGUUCAGCUUAUGGUGGCAGCUAUAGCUAUCCUCCCAGCUCCCUGGGGGGCACUCUGGUGCCUGAUGGUCAGACAGGGUUUCACAGUGACACCCUGAACAAAGCUCCUGGUAUGAACAGCCUAGAACAAGGGAUGGUUGGGUUGAAGAUUGGUGGGGAUGUCACUGGUCAGGGGUCAGGAGUCAAGGCGGUGGGAUCUGUGAUCGGUGGACCUGCAGUGGCAGCCACAGGGAAUGGAGCCACACCUAUAGGAAUGCCUCCACCUAAACCCACCUCCUGGGCCGCCAUUGCCAGCAAGCCUGCCAAACCGCAGCAGUUAAAAUCUAAGGUGAAGCCAGGGAUGCCCAAUCCAGGGGGUGCUCUUCCCCCACCACCCAUUAAACACAACAUGAAUAUUGGGACCUGGGACAAGGGCCCAGUCACCAAAGUAGCCACAACCCCACUGCAACAGCAGCCUCUUGGGCUGCCUCAUCCCAUGCCAUCUCAAGGCCCCAUGCAGCAAGGACCCAUGCAGCCCCCUCCUCCCCAGUCAUUAGUGCAGCCCCAGAUGCAGCCUAUGGCCUUACAGCCUCAGCCACCACACCACCAGCACCACCAGCACCAUCAGCACCAUCAGCCACCACCUCAGCCCUACCAAAACCACACCCAGCCACCUCAACCCCAGACCCGCUGGAUCGCGCCACGCAACCGUAACCAAGGUUAUGGGCAGGGUGGCCUUGGCCAUGAUGGGAGCGGCAUGAUGGGAAUUGUUGGUGGUGGGAACAAUGGCCCCCAAUCAUCUGCUAGUCAGGGACCCGGUGGAGAAUCCCACCCAGUGCUGGAAAAGCUGCGUGCCUCCCAUAGCUACAACCCCAAGGACUUUGACUGGAACCUGAAGAACGGCCGUGUUUUCAUUAUUAAGAGCUACUCCGAGGAUGAUAUUCAUCGCUCCAUCAAGUAUUCCAUCUGGUGCAGCACGGAGCAUGGCAACAAGCGGCUGGACUCAGCCUUCCGUGCAAUGAAUGCUAAGGGUCCUGUGUACCUGCUGUUCAGUGUCAACGGCAGUGGUCAUUUCUGUGGCGUGGCAGAAAUGCGCUCGCCAGUGGACUACGGGACCAGUGCUGGUGUUUGGGCGCAGGACAAGUGGAAAGGCAAGUUCGAUGUGGACUGGUUGUUUGUUAAGGACGUGCCUAACAGCCAGCUGCGCCACAUCCGCCUGGAGAACAACGAUAACAAGCCAGUGACCAACUCCCGCGAUACCCAGGAGGUUCCUCUGGAGAAGGCCAAGCAGGUGCUCAAGAUCAUCGCCACCUACAAACACACCACCUCCAUUUUUGAUGAUUUUUCUCAUUAUGAGAAGAGGCAGGAAGAGGAAGAGGAGGUGCGCAAGACCUUUGAACCUGCUCAGAUACAGAACCGCUCUCGGUUGGAUCAGGAGCGCCAAAACAGGAAUAAACAAUAGAGGACAUUUAUCCUUGGCUUGAUCAUUUACAAUAGGACUCAAUUUAAAGACAGAAGAAAAUGAAAAUGCAACCAAGCCCCUCAUUUCUGUUUUCUAUUUAAUCCUGGUGAACAUUUUUUUUUCUUUAUUUCAAUUUUUUUUUUUUUUUGCCCCACCUACCACCAGUUCUUGUGCAACAAUAAUAAGCUGAUUAAAUGUUACCCAGCAAACCACCACACGCUGAUUUUUUUUUUUUUUUUUAAACAUAUUUUUAUUCUUGUUCCAUCACGUUCUUUACUCUCACCGGAUGGGUUUUUCGCUCUUUCUCCCGUCCCCUCCUCUCUCCAAUUGAAUCAGGGUUUGACUGCCACUUUAUAUUUCAGUACAAUCAGGAACAGACGUGUCAUGCCCCUCCGUGUCCAUUUGGGGGCAACAUUGCCAUGCUUUAUAGGUUUAUCUGUGCCAACAGGGUUGAAGGAUCCUAAAGGCAAUGUUGGACUUGGAACUGGGAUAAUAAAACUUCAGUGGUUUAACUAUUUUUCAUUCAGAUCUACAAAAUUUCUAUUUUUUGGCUUACUACUGACAAUUUUCAUUUCAGAAACUUUUUUCUGGAGCCUUAUUUUUGUUUUUAAUUAUCAGUGACUUCUCAAAAGAACUGCUCAAACAGUGACACUGCUGGAGAAAUCAGGGAAAGUGUGAAGUCACACAGGACUUAAGACAUUUUAGAAGAGGAAGGGCUUUUGGGGAAGAAACAACAAAUAUGUCCUUCAGAACCAGAACUCUCACCAUUUAAAUCAAAAAUUGUACUAAUGACACUUUCACAGCCCUCUUUUCUUUGUUAAAUUUCUGUUGAUGUUUGUCCUCAAAGGGUCCUCUGUGUGUGUCAACAACAGAUUCUGCUUGUCUACACAACCUGGUCAACCUGAGCAAUUUGUCGAAUCCACCACUUGAAUUGCUUUGUUAGAAUUACACCGCGUUGUAACUACUAAGUUAAAUGAAUUGUUGCUCUUGUGUUUUUGUUCCGGAAAACGGGGGGGGGGGGGGGUUCAAAUAUUUGUCUAUUCACCAUCAUUCUGUCUUAAUCCUUUGUUUGUUUAGUUUUUCUUUUUCCCUGAAUUUGGUUUUUGCUAACUCUUUCAUGUUGGUCGUAAUGCUAAGCUUUAACGUAGGAGUCUAUAUAUUCACGGAGAAAGCCUAAAAUGUAUAACCUAAAAAUUAAUGUAACUGAUUUACUAUCAACUAAGAAAAAAAAAUAAGAAUGAAAUGUGGUUUCUGUGUGUUUUUUGGUUGUUUCAAAUAUACUUUGUUUUAGCCUGGAUCUACGGAUCCUGAUACAGUUGUGUUUAAAAAAACAAACAAAACAAAAAAAAACGAAAACCUUGGGAAACUAAAAAAUAUUAAGAAAUAUCUGUGCCAAUGCAUGGCAGGCUGAAAUACAGUGGGUCUACUGAAGAUUUCUGAAGCGAAGGUCCUCCACGUGGCUUGCAUCUAAAGGUGACAGUGCUGUUUACCAGAUAGGGGAAAAAGGCAAUGGACUCCUGUUUUGUUGCCCCUUCUUUAGCACAUUCAAAGCAAGAACACAGCAUUUAAGAAAAACAGGUUCUUAUCCCUUUGAUCAUGUUGUGAUUUAUCUAGGCAUGUUUGGGCCUGCAAGGCUACUGUAAUGCAGAGAGAAGCCCCUGCUCACAGAUGUGCUGCUUCUUUCAUUUUACAUAAAUCUCAUUUGUGUAAUUUCUUAAUCUGAUGUAGCCUCAAAUGAACUAAACCCUGCUUUUCAGGUUCUAUUGAAAAUGUUAUUUUUUAUUAUGAUUCAAGAUGAAAUGGAUAAUGUUGUCACCUGUGUGGAUAACUGUGGCCAGAAGUAAAUGUUUGUGUUUUCAGGUUAUAGAUGAUGUAUAUUCUUUGAUCUGUUUUGAUUUUUGUCUUCAUUCUAUUAUAACAGUGACAUGGCUCAGGUAAUGCACUUUACAGAAGUCGCUCUUCUUACAGUAUGAACUUUAAGCUUCAGAGAGGAAGUCAAUUUGUGAUGCUGCAUUGUGGUCUUACCUGGCCAGUGUAAUCACCUUUCAUAGCCUCCAAUCUUCAUUAUCUUUGUACUUGCACUAACCGAUGGAUCGGUUGAUCAAAGCAAUAUAGGGGACAUGUGCACCCUCACCAGCACCACCCCUACAUGCAGAGUUGGGCAGAGUUAAGUCGCUAAAGGAUAUCACCAAGCACUGUUUUAUUGCCUUGGAUGGUGGUAGCUGGUUGGGAUUAAAGUACAGGGCUUUCAUGUACAUUAAGGAUAACUGUAAGGGGGGAUGUCGGGGCAGCCACAGAAGUCAGCACUGCAGAAGGGUCCAUUAUAUGAAAUACUAAACCUCUGAUUAUCUAAAAGGCCACAGCUGUAGUGGACACAACUUGUUCAAAAGGAUCUGUCUUGGUUUUUCUUUAUAGAAGAAAUCAAGCCUUAAUAAACUGUUAGUUCAGAAAUCACUUUGUCUUGAUUUCGUGAGUCCUCUGUGAGUUCCUCAGUAAAUCCUUAGAGUGACCUUAUCCAGAUAAGACUAGCUCCUCUGGCCGGCUUUGGUGCUGAAAUGUCACGGAAAGGUUUUCUAGCUGGAAAUAAUUUCUGUAUGUUGCCUGUCUAUUAAUCCCCCUUUGCAUUGCUCUGUAUUCAGUAAAGACUUUUGCUAUUAAGGUAUAUUAUUUACUGUUUAAAGAGGUGUCAAGAGUUUAAAAUGCAGUAAAAGGAGGAAUUACCAUCAACCAUCAACAGUUUAUUUAAAAUAAGGUGAAGAGGACAUUAAGCCAAUGCAUUGUUUUGGCCCAAGGCCCUUAGGAUUUUGUUUUAGGUUCUAAAAUGUAGAAAAGUGUUUAAUAAUAACUUUUUUUCUUCACUUUGCUUAAUUGGUGCUCUCCAUGGUCCUGAUUUAGACAAAGAGUAGAUAGGAUCCUCCUGUCACAAAAUAAACUACAUAAAUCUGUACAGACUGAAAAUGUUUUGUGAUAUUUUACAUUUAGACCAGAUUUUCUGUCCUAGUUCAAGCAUUUUAGGGUUAAGGUGGGGAAAUUACAGCAAUUGAUCCAAGGUUGUGCGUCUCUUUGUGAAAAAAAAAAAAAAUCAAACUGGUUCAUGCAUGUUUAGUUAGGAACAAUAAUGACAAGUGGAAAAUGUGUUGCAUCUCAGUCUUUAUUUUUUGACAUGCUAUUACAAGUCAUAAAGGUAACGAAAAAAUGGAACUAUAAGUGCAGAAAUUUCAAUCUACUAAAUCUGAAUUUCGGUGUAGCAAAUUUCUUUCAACUACUGACCUAAAAAAAUCAAUGUCAUUAUUUGCUGUUUGAAAUUGGAUUCUAAUAUUUUGAAAUAUGUUUUUUUUAUAUAUUGAUACUGAAUUAACAGAGAAAACAGGUUGUGAAAUAUAAUGAAAGUGUUCACAAUGUGUCACCACGAAGAGUUGGGACUCUGUUGUCUUGAGAUUGUCUCAGAAACCUUUCUUAUGCAACGUUAUAUCCAAAGUUGUGUUGAUUCUCCUGUGUAGCUCUUGUGUCGAUAAUUCAAUAGAUUCCUAAGACCCUUAUUUGAUAUAUUUUCAUAGUUCAUUACCCUUAAGCCAUCAAUUUCGCCACGUUUAGCUGCCAUCUUGUGUUUUUAAUGAAUAAGGUAUGUAAAUAACCAGCUUCUAGCUGAAACAAUCACUGCAGUAUUGUUUUAAGGUAAUAUCUAACUUUGCCUUUUUGUUUGUUUACCUAUGUAGGUAAUGACCCUUGUCUAAAAAAAAAAAAACAAUUUAGCCGGGCCUAAAACUCAACAACAUAAAACAACUUGGACAACUGCUCAAACACAUUAGUUUGACUUUUUGUGUUGAGCAGAUUUACUCUGAAUGCUGUUGCUUGCUCAUUUUCCCCUUGUCCUUCAGUGGUCUACAAAUACUGAUGCACUGUAACAGGAACGCCUGUAGAUGGCAAUAAAUCCCUUUAUUGUGAUGCAUGUUGACUCCAUCCGAAAUAAACACUGCAGCCGUUGUCAGUUUGUAUCCUUCAUAUAGUCUCCUCCGGUUCUGCUGUGGGCCUGAGCUCUGAGCCACUUACUGAAGAUGUGAAGGAAUGAAACAGCCAGAAGAUGCGCUACACACAGCAGGGUGGGCUUAUGCAGAAGUAAACUGAAAACGGUCUCAAAAAGAUAUUUAGCAUAUAACUAUAUAUAACAUUAAAUAAUGUUCGCUGUUAAUACAUCUUUACAGUUUGAUUAUUGCCUAACAAGAACCAUGAUCCUUUUCUAUAUGUGGUCUGCAGUGAAAUAAGAGCCAUUUCCUAUAAAUGGGAUUAUUCUGCUGACACACAUUUUUGUUGGUUUUUUUUUUUUUUUUUUUUUUUUUUUUUUUGCAUAAAGUU